Molecule: messenger RNA, 3156 nt
Organism: Acanthamoeba castellanii str. Neff
Lineage: Eukaryota; Discosea; Longamoebia; Acanthamoebidae
Product: kinesin motor domain containing protein
Exons: 14
Coding region: 1-3156 (1051 amino acids)
Biological process (GO): microtubule-based movement
Molecular function (GO): microtubule motor activity; microtubule binding; ATP binding
Source: RefSeq, a predicted model, not a curated record
AUGGAUACUGCUAUCGAGAAAGAUCCUAAUCCUAACAUGAUCGUCGCCAUGAGAGUACGGCCAGACAACGACAAAGAGAAGUACUGCUCCAAAUCCAGGACGGUGGUGCGCGUGCUCGAUGAGCGCGUAGUCAUCUUCGAUCCCGCCGACACGAGCACAGCCCACAGUAAAGGCGUACCCGACCAUUUCCGGCGAUCGCGCGAUCAACGCUACAUUUUUGACCGCGUAUUCGAUCAGUACAGCUCGCAGGCUGAAGUCUACGAACAUACCGCCAAGCAUUUGAUAGAUGGCGUCAUGACCGGUUUCAACGCCACGGUCUUCGCCUACGGAGCGACUGGAUCUGGUAAAACGCACACCAUGAUCGGCAACACCAGCAUGCCCGGCGUUAUGCCGCAGGCGCUGCAGGAUCUCUUCGCUCGCAUCGAGGAACGACGAGACGAAACCAUCUUCACCAUCUUCAUCUCCUACCUCGAGAUCUACAACGAACAGAUUCGCGAUCUGCUCGUCGAGGGCGCGACCUCUCUCGAGCUGCGCGUCAGCUCCAACGACACAGCGGUCGUGGCCGGCCUCUCGCAACACAAAGUCGACAGCGCCGACGAGAUCAUGGACCUGCUGUUGUGCGGCAACACAAGACGCGCCGUUUCUCCGACGGACGCCAACGAAGUGUCCUCGCGCUCGCAUGCUGUGCUUCAGGUCGCCGUUCAGCAGAAAGACCGCACUGCCGACGUUCGUGCCGCGGUGAAGAUGGGCAAGCUGGCCUUGAUCGAUUUGGCGGGGUCUGAGCGCGCGUGCGUAUCCAACAACUGUGGUGCGCGGCUCAAGGAAGGCGCCAACAUCAACAAGUCGCUGCUGGCUUUGGGCAACUGCAUCAAUGCUCUGGGCGAGGGAGCGAAGAAGGGCGGCAAGGUGCACGUCCCGUACCGCAACAGCAAGUUGACGCGCCUCCUCAAGGACUCUCUGGGCGGCAACUGUCGAACGGUGAUGAUUGCCACUGUGAGCCCCUCCUCACUCAGCUACGAGGACUCGCUCAACACGCUCAAGUACGCCAACAGAGCCAAGAACAUCCGAAUGCAAGUCAAGCGAAACGUGGUCAACAUCAACUACCACGUCGCCGAAUACAAGCAGAUCGUCGAGUCCCUGCGAGCUCAAGUGUCGGCGCUCAAGACCAAGGUCCAGCAGAUGGAGAGGGAAAAGCAGGAGCUUCUCGCCAACACACAAGCGAAGAACUCGGCUGCCGAAGAGAAAGAGCAGUCUGCGCUCGAGGUCAUCGUCGCCAAGAUCAGGGCCAAUCUGGAGGAGCGUGCCCGUUUCAAGCAGAACCUCAGAGAGCUGGAGGAGCGCGGCAAGAACGACACCCACCUCUCGCAAAAGAAGCUGAAGAGCAUUCACGACUGGGAAACGAACCCCAACAGAGGAACCACUGGUGUGUUCACGCCGCCUCAGAUCUCCAAGAUGAGGGAAGAAGUGCGCACCAUCCAGCACAACAAAACGAGCGCAGCGUCAUCAAGAAGAACGGCCAAUCUGGAGGAGCGUGCCCGUUUCAAGCAGAACCUCAGAGAGCUGGAGGAGCGCGGCAAGAACGACACCCACCUCUCGCAAAAGAAGCUGAAGAGCAUUCACGACUGGGAAACGAACCCCAACAGAGGAACCACUGGUGUGUUCACGCCGCCUCAGAUCUCCAAGAUGAGGGAAGAAGUGCGCACCAUCCAGCACAACAAAAACGAGCGCAGCGUCAUCAAGAAGAACGUCCAGAAGAAGCUCGACCUCAACAUCGCCGCCUACCAGCAGUUCCAGCUGGAGAUCGGCAAGGUCAUCACAUCGGCCCAUCGCCGCCAGCUGUUGGAGCAGGAGGAGAAGAUCCACCUGCUCCACAUGGAAAAGAAGGACGUUUCGGGCGAGAAGGAUCUCCUCCAGCGCGAGACCGAGCACCAGGCGGAGAAGAUCGCCCAGUUGGAGGCCUUGCUCAAGGAGCAGUCCCUCCUCCUCAAAGGACGGGGACUCAUGUCGGAACAGCUCUCGCGCCAGUACACCUCCACCACCGGCGAGAUCCUCUUCACUCCGCGAAGGCAGUCAUCUCCCGGAUCGGCCAGCAUGGCGCGAUACAGCCCCUUCACUCGCAACCGCACGCCGAUGUCGCUCCCUCGAACGCGCCCCAUCUUCGAUGAGGAAUCGGAGACCACCGACAUGUUCCUACGGGCAUCGCCGCGCGAUAGCGAGGAUUCGUCUGCGGGCGAUGACGUGCAGGGUGUUGUUCGCGGUCUCGCUCGGGUCCAGCUUUCGCAGCAGCAGCAGAAGGAGCCCCAGAGCGACGACCUCGAUGACCUCGAGCCCUUCGCCGAGCCCACCAAGGCCCAGCGACCUCAGCCGACCCACACUGCUGCUGGCGGUUCUGCUGCCCCGUUCGUUGCCAAGUCGCCGUUCCGCUCGCCCGCUCGUCGCCGUCCGCGUCGCCUGCGCUCGAUUCUGAAGAAGCCGGCCGACGACAACGGGUCAGCUGCGAAGAAGAUGGUUUCCUUCAGCGGAGUUCCUGACUCCAGCUCGCCUGUAGCAGGCCCUGUGCGAGUGCCUGUGCGAAUGCCUAAGUCGCCUGCACCGGACCGGGGCGCGGCUGCAGUACCGUUCUCGCCCCUUUCGGCGCCCGCCGAGCGCCAUCUGCAGCCCACCUUCAGCUUGAACACGAGCGUCGACGAGAGAUCAGCGGCGUGGGCUAAGAUUCGCACCGGCUUCAGAAGCCCCGAAGACGAGGCGAAAGAGGCCCACGUUCCCCCAGUCGUCACAGCCCAGUCGCUUCUCGACCGAGUCGGCUCGAGCGCCGCCACCAAGGUGCGCCGACCGCGGCCUGUGGGCGAGGGGCUGUCGCGCGUGAUGGCGCCCACCCAGGCCAGCCUCCAGCGAAGCAACAAGCGCAAGAGCCAGCAGGUGGACUCCAUCACCAUGUCCGCCCCGAGCGAGCACCGGCGACUCAGCAAAGAGCGGAAGACCGACAGCGCCAGCUCCACGAAGGAGAACACCGCGAACAACAGCCAACUCUCGGCCUCACGACUCGACAUAUCCGCGACCGCCGCCGCCCUCAAGAAGCCCAAGGCCUCUGCCCUCUCGAAGCCUCCCACUCGCGUUCCGCUCGUCUCGAGCUCCGAAGGCGUCAAGUCCGGCUGA